CUCAAAUUCAAAACAUGAUGCAGUUACCAAAAUGCCCCGACCUUCCCUCUCCUUUUCCAGUUCCUCAGUCCUUGCACCAUCCCGCAUACCUAGGGUUUUAUACUCUUCUCCCAUUUGCUGCUCACUAACCUUCUGCAAACGCUGCAAAGCUACAAAACUCAUCAAUUUUACCCCAAAAUCGCUCCAUUUUACCCCAAAAUAGCUCCAUUUUCCUUCGAUUUUGGCUAUCAACAUGAACCGAACCGCAUACAAUCCAAACCCAGACGCUUUCCAAUCCAUGCUUAAAGAAUCCGUUGACCGAUUUUUAAUCGAAUACCGAAAAGGCGCAACCGAUUUUUCGAAUUUCACCUCCAUAUUCUCCCGCUUUCUUCAAAAUCUGCCCGAUCCACCGCUCGAAAUCGUCUGGUUUUACGCCGCUUUGACUUUACGCUCCACGAAAUUUACCGCUGAAAACUCUUCAAACCAAGUCGUAGUAGCUAAGGACUUGUUCCAACUGCUGGUUUCCUGCUCUUCUUCGUGCAAUGCGGUUAAGAAGAUCGCAGUUCUUGCUCCAGUCAUCUAUGAACUGCAUAGUUUAGUUUCUGAGGGAAAACUUUUCACGAAAGAGAUUGAGAGUUUAUUUGAAGUGAUUUUUAGCUAUAUUAGCAUUUGUUCUGGCACCAAUUUUAACGAAAACGAUGAAUUUGAGGCUUUGAAUUCUUGUUUUAUGGAUUUGAUACGCGUUUGGCUAGUUGAAAAAAUUGGGGAGAAUUGUAAGUUAGGUGAAGAGUUGAGAGUGUUUUUUCCUCUCGUUAGUGAUGAAAUUCGUAAAGGGAUAAUGGGUAGUGACGGAUGUGAGAUUGGGUACGUAGCUGGGAUUGUCAUGAGUGAAACUUUCUUAUUGAUGUUUUGCUUGAAAUUUCGAUUGGGGAUUUCAAGGGCAGAGCUGGAGACAGAAUUACGCGGCUGGGCAGUUCAGACGAUAACUGCAUUUCGAAGUUAUCACUUCGUUGACACCAUUCUCAGGAUGCUCCUAGAGCCAGUCUUAUCUGUCACCUCCUUAUUGAAUUCUGAAGAAGAAGUUUUUUUGCGAGAAAUCCUGUAUGAUACUGCAAUAAUAGCAGAGCAUUCCUUCCUUGGUCCUCAUAAAGGGAGUCAUCUACCUGAUGGACGCUUAAAGAAUCUUGCUACAGCAUGGUUGUUUGUUGCUGACUGUGCCAUCCGAUUUCUCUGGGAAAAUGGUAACCAGACCAAAGUCUUUUCCUAUGUACAAGCUUUCUCUGCAUCUUUUCUACCAUCUCAAUUGAUCAAGUGGGUUAUGAGUCUGCCUGGCAUACAGAGCAAAACAAGUACACCAAAAGUUUCCAAUCCUCUAGCUCUUAUCAAGUGGCUAAUGAUUCUUGAGGAUCAAGGUGUAAGAGUAUUUGAUGGUGACAUCUCCAAUAUCUGUGCAAAAAUUAAGUCGGAUGGGCUCUGUGUUAUUAAGUCAGAUGGCAAGAAUUUGGUGGAAAAUAAUUUCUCUUAUGGUGUUAACGAGGGUAAAGGGGCAGAUAAAGUUGAUGGUGAUCUAGAGAUGGUUGAUUUUGAGGACACUAUGUUCUUCGGUGGUCCUGGAGUUCUGAAAGCAAUGGAAACUAAUGGGACGAGGAAACGCAAAGAAGGGAGAAAGGAUGAAGGGGAUAAACAAGUUAAGUUUGUUAAAUGUCAUCUUACUGGAAAUUCAGUGAGGGAGAAGGUUUUACCAUUGGAAGUCGAUGAUGCUUUGACUAGUGGGAGUGAGGUAAAUGAUCUAGUGACUGGUGAACGCACAGGAUACAUGGAGCAAUAGUAUUGGUUGAAAGUUGAAAUGGAAAUGUGAAGAUGCUUAUCAUCGGUGAUUGUAUUUUUAUGACACUUACGCGCUAGGGGAAAUGGGAUAGGAACUUUUUUGAUUGUAGCCUAACUUGCAUUUGCAGCUAUUGGGUUGUGGGAUGCUUUCUCUGAUAGAGACUUCAAUGCUAGAGGACAAAGAUUCUGCAUCCAACUUUCUGUGGUUGGUGGAUUUAUGUCAUUUGAGCUGGAAAGAUGCUGACAAAGAGUUUAUUCUCAGAUGUCAUAUUUGUUACUAUACCAAAACUCAACCGCUACUGAAUGCAUUAGCCUGUGAUCGUAGUCAUGUAUUAUCAUAUAGCUGUAGUUAGGAAGUCAUUUUUGACAUCCCAUGAUGGCUUUUUUGCUCAGUAUCUGUUCUUUUGUGACCUUAAUGAUGUUAGCUUUAUAUCAAAAAUGCCAAUGUGGUAUGCAACGUGGAAGUAGUUGAA
Messenger RNA from Hevea brasiliensis (rubber tree), 2279 nucleotides. RefSeq lists its product as uncharacterized. The transcript is spliced from 5 exons. The record is from RefSeq and is a predicted model, not a curated record. NCBI's taxonomy places the organism in Eukaryota, Viridiplantae, Streptophyta, Magnoliopsida, Malpighiales, Euphorbiaceae. The coding region runs from base 233 to 1807 and encodes 524 amino acids.